Rattus norvegicus (Norway rat) is the source of this 6291-nucleotide messenger RNA. It is a transcript of the gene Rgs12, whose product is annotated as regulator of G-protein signaling 12. Gene Ontology annotation, molecular function: GTPase regulator activity; GTPase activator activity. Gene Ontology annotation, cellular component: dendrite; synapse; nucleus. The record is from RefSeq and is a predicted model, not a curated record. Lineage: Eukaryota; Metazoa; Chordata; Mammalia; Rodentia; Muridae. Gene Ontology annotation, biological process: signal transduction; negative regulation of signal transduction.
GACAGUACUUUUUAUUUAGUAAAACGCCCAGUGGCCUGUUUUCUAAAAGCACGGUAGCUAGUUACUGCUUUACUGGGAAUGAAACUUCUAAAGAAGCUGUGGUUGCUAGGAUGUCAAUGUGGGAAGGGAAGGAGAAUCCCGCCCUUUCACCAAAGAAAGGUCUCCUUGGGGUAGACAAGGUCCAGUGUUAUGAAAAGGUCGGGCGAGGAACUAUAAAAUCAGUUUGUGCAACUACUGCAUCAUAGCCUGAGUGGUGCGUGGAAAAGGACUGAUGUACCUCUCUCCAUCGCAAAUGCACAUCCUCAGGUAGAUGACGCCUUUCCUGGCAGGUGGGAAAACUUUCCUCACAAGAACUGUCCCUUGAAUGAGGACGAAUUAAUCUCUCUGUGCAUGUGAAGGAGACCACACAGUCCAGCCCUGGGCAGCCGCUCAAGAAAGAAACCCGUCUAGCUUUUGCGAUUUAGUAGAGUAGCUCAACUCCACAGCUGGAUCGAGGCGGAAGUCCCGCCCCGGGCUCCAGGCUCCGCCCCGCCUCUGUCUAGCCCUACGCCCUGAUUGUUGAGCUUUCCGUUAGGUCUUCAGUCUCAGGCAAGUCCCUACUUCGUGAGCACUUCUGUGCUACGAGUCCAACCCGGCCUGUCUCCGAGCCGCUGUCCAGUAGGCGGACUCCGCUUUCUAGGAGCCCGGCCCCCAGAAGCCGGACCCCAUUGGUCCCGGACUCCCACAUCCUACAGCCUAACCCGUCCCUACAUCCAGCUCUGCUCCCCAAAACCAGCCUCCACCAAAAUCCUAAACUUGGUGGAUCCCCGGUGAGCCCCACCCCCAAGACCCUGAGUCACACCCUCCUAAAACGGUUGGACCCCGCCUUUCAGGAGCCACGCCUCCAGAAGCUGGACCUGUGGGUGGGAUCCCGAAGUGCACAACGGCCUGACCCGCUCCCCUACGAGCCCCGCCCACGAGCCCCGCCCCCUAGGGCCUGGGCCCCGCCCUACAAUGACUGGGUCCCGCCCCCCCAGGAGUCGGAGCUCCGCUCUUAGGGGCCGGACCCUGCCCCUCCCGGAGCCCCGCCCCCGGCCCGGCGACGGCGGUGACCGUUGAUGCUUUCGGCGGGCGCCCGGCGGGAGCAAGCGGCGGCCCGGGUAACAUUUCAAGACAAAAAGCCCAGUAGCAUCGUGCAUUCCUUGAGACAUGGAGUCUAUGGAAUAGUGGGACAUGCGACCAGCCUUGACAGUACACCACGAUGUACAGGGCUGGGGAGCCAGGGAAGCGGCAGUCUGGCCCUGCGCCCCCUCGGGUGCGGAGUGUGGAAGUGGCCCGAGGCAGAGCUGGCUACGGCUUCACCCUGUCAGGACAGGCACCCUGUGUGCUCAGCUGCGUCAUGAGGGGCAGCCCUGCAGAUUUCGUGGGCCUCCGGGCUGGGGACCAGAUACUUGCCAUCAACGAAAUCAAUGUGAAGAAAGCCUCACAUGAAGAUGUGGUGAAACUCAUCGGGAAAUGCUCUGGAGUGCUGCGCAUGGUGAUCUCCGAGGGCAGCAGCCAUGUGGAGCCCUCUUCCAGCGAUGAAGAAGGCGGCCUGUGUGAGGGGAAAGGCUGGCUGAGGCCGAAACUUGACUCUAAGGCUUUGGGUAUAAACAGGGCAGAGAGGGUUGUGGAAGAGGUGCAGUCUGGUGGGAUUUUCAACAUGAUCUUUGAAAGCCCAAGUCUUUGUGCCAGUGGCUCUGAGCCCCUGAAACUGAAGCAGAGGUCCUUGUCAGAGUCAGCUGCUUUGCGGCUUGAUGUUGGCCAGGACAGUCUCUGUACACCACAUCCCAGCAUGCUUUCCAAGGAAGAGAUAUCAAAGGUUAUCAAUGACGAUUCUGUGUUCACUGUAGGGCUGGACAAUCACGAUGACUUUGGACUAGAUGCAAGUAUUUUAAAUGUUGCCAUGGUUGUGGGCUAUUUGGGCUCCAUCGAGCUCCCUUCCACAAGUUCCAACCUGGAGCAUGACAGUUUACAGGCUAUUCGUGGCUGCAUGCGCCGCCUGCGGGCUGAGCAGAAGAUCCACUCACUAGUGACCAUGAAGGUCAUGCACGACUGUGUGCAGCUGGUCACUGACAGGGCUGGUGUGGUGGCAGAGUACCCUGCCGAGAAGCUGGCGUUCAGUGCAGUGUGCCCAGACGACAGGCGGUUCUUCGGGCUGGUGACCAUGCAGACCAAUGAUGAUGGGUGCUUGGCACAGGAAGAUGAAGGUGCCCUGAGGACAUCCUGCCAUGUCUUCAUGGUGGACCCAGACUUAUUUCAUCACAAGAUCCACCAAGGCAUCGCGAGAAGAUUUGGAUUUGCAUGCACGGCAGAUCCAGACACGAGUGGCUGUUUGGAAUUCCCAGCAUCUUCCCUCCCUGUGCUUCAGUUCAUCUCCGUUCUGUACCGAGACAUGGGUGAACUGAUUGAGGGUGUGCGGGCCCGUGCCUUUCUAGAUGGGGAUGCCGAUGCCCACCAGAAUAAUAGCACCAGCAGCAACAGUGACAGCGGCAUUGGCAAUUUCAACCAGGAAGAGAAGAGCAACAGGGUGCUUGUAGUUGACCUGGGUGGGGGCUCGAGCAGGCAUGGCCAGGGCAGUAGUCCGGGGUGGGAGAGUGUAAGUGGAAGAGGCUCACAGCCUUGGAGUGCACCCUGGAAUGGAACUUUCUGCCACGACUCAGAGGCGGGCUCCCCACUGGAAACCAGCCCCAACACUGACAGGUUCUGGGACUUAACAAAGCAUUCAGGGCCUGUUUUUCACAUGGAGGUCCCUCCAGCCACCUUGAGGAGUUCUAUACCCCCUUCCAAGAGGGGUGCUACAGGUUCCAGCUGUGGUUUCAACCAGAGGUGGCUCCCUGUCCAUGUGCUACAAGAGUGGCAGUGUGGACAUGCCAGUGACCAGGAGUCUUACACAGACUCUACGGACGGGUGGUCCAGUGUGAACUGUGGCACACUGCCCCCUCCCAUGAGCAAGAUUCCUGCAGACCGAUACCGGGUGGAGGGCAGCUUUGCUCAGGCCCCACUGAGUACCCAGAAGAGGGACUGGUCUCGGAAGGCUUUCGGAAUGCAAAACCUAUUUGGACCCCAUCGAAAUGUUAGAAAGACCAAAGAGGACAAAAAGAGUUCCAAAUUGGGGCGGGGAGUUGCCCUGGCCCAGACUUCUCAGCGCACUUCAGCUCGCAGAUCCUUUGGACGAUCUAGGAGAUUCAGCCUCACGCGCUCCCUUGAUGAUCUCGAGUCUGCAACUGUGUCUGAUGGUGAGUUGACGGGAGCUGACCUGAAGGACUGCAUCAGCAACAACAGCCUGAGCAGCAAUGCCAGCCUCCCCAGUGUGCAGAGCUGCCGGCGCCUAAGAGAGAGGAGAGUUGCAAGCUGGGCAGUGUCAUUUGAGCGUCUGCUGCAGGAUCCUGUCGGCGUCCGCUACUUCUCCGAUUUUCUACGGAAGGAAUUCAGUGAAGAGAACAUUUUAUUCUGGCAGGCCUGUGAAUGUUUCAGUCAUGUCCCUGCACAUGACAAAAAAGAGCUCUCUUACAGGGCCCGGGAGAUUUUCAGUAAAUUCCUGUGCAGCAAAGCCACCACUCCUGUCAACAUUGACAGCCAGGCCCAGCUGGCAGACGAUAUUCUCAAUGCACCCCACCCCGACAUGUUCAAGGAACAGCAGCUCCAGAUUUUCAACCUGAUGAAGUUUGACAGCUAUACUCGAUUUCUGAAAUCCCAGCUGUACCAAGAAUGCGUCCUGGCAGAGGUGGAGGGGCGUACCCUCCCGGACUCCCAGCAGGUCCCCAGCAGCCCAGCUUCCAAGCACAGCAUCAGCUCUGACCACUCCAAUGUAUCCACACCGAAAAAGUUAAGUGGAAAAUCAAAAUCAGGACGAUCCCUGAAUGAAGAUGUUGGGGAAGAGGAUAGUGAGAAAAAGCGCAAAGGGGCCUUUUUCUCUUGGUCAAGGAGCAGGAGCACGGGGCGAUCCCAGAAGAAGAAGGACCAUGGUGAUCAUGCCCAUGAUGCCCUUCAUGCCAAUGGAGGACUCUGCCGUCGGGAGUCCCAAGGCUCUGUCUCUUCUGCGGGGAGCCUAGACCUGUCAGAGGCCUGUAGGACCUCAGCACUCGAGAGAGAUAAGGCUGCCAAACACUGCUGUGUCCACCUCCCAGACGGGACAUCCUGUGUGGUUGCUGUCAAGUCCGGGUUUUCCAUCAAAGAGAUCCUGUCUGGAUUGUGUGAACGGCAUGGCAUCAAUGGGGCUGCUGUGGACCUCUUCCUGGUGGGCGGAGACAAGCCUCUGGUGCUGCAUCAGGACAGCAGCAUCCUGGCCACCAGGGACCUACGGUUGGAAAAGCGUACUUUGUUUCGGCUGGAUCUCGUUCCAAUUAACCGGUCAGUGGGACUCAAGGCCAAGCCCACCAAGCCAGUCACGGAAGUGUUGCGGCCCGUGGUGGCCAAGUACGGCCUGGAUCUGGGUAGCCUGCUGGUGAGGCUGAGUGGGGAGAAGGAGCCCCUGGACCUUGGUGCCCCUAUAUCAAGUCUGGAUGGACAGCGGGUCAUCCUAGAGGAGAGGGAUCCUUCUAGAGGGAAAGUGUCCACAGAGAAACAGAAAGGUGCUCCUGUCAAACAAAGCUCAGCUGUGAACUCCAGCCCCAGAAACCACUCGGCUAUGAGUUUUUUGAGCUCAUUUCCAAAGCUCAGAGCAACAGAGCCGAUGACCAGCGUGGGCUGCUAAGAAAGGAAGACCUGGUACUGCCUGAGUUUCUUCGCUUACCUCCUGGUUCCUCAGAACUUGCCCUGUCCAGCCCACCCCCAGUCAAGGGCUUUAGCAAGAGAGCGGUUACAAGCCAUGGCCAGGAGGGAGCAGUUCAGACAGAGGAGAGCUACAGCGACAGCCCAGCUACCAGCCCUGCCUCAGCCCAGAGCCCCUGCUCAGCCUACAGCCCUGGCUCCGCCCACAGCCCCGGCUCUGCCCACAGCCCUGGCUCCGCCCACAGCACCCCUGGGCCUCCUGGGACCGCCCAACCUGGAGAGAAGCCUACAAAGCCCUCCUGCAUCUCCACAGUUCAAGAGGGCACUACACAGGCCUGGAGGAGGCUAUCACCAGAACUGGAGGCUGGGGGCAUCCAGACUGUGGAGGAGGAGCAGGUGGCUGACCUGACCCUGAUGGGGGAGGGGGACAUCAGCAGCCCCAACAGCACGCUGCUACCACCACCACCCCUUCCCCAAGACACACCAGGACCUACAAGACCAGGUACCUCCAGGUUCUGACUCUACACCCUUGAUCUGUCCUGCUGACUGCCCAUGGCCUGCUCCACCUCAUGUUAAUAAAGGGAACACUGAGCAGGCAGCCCUGCUUUACUUCUGUGCUUUGACAUGUCCUGAGAGACAGCCUCCUUCUCUCAUAUUUAUGGGGCCUCCUUUGCCUUUUCUGAAAGGAAAGCAGGUGGCAGCCAAGGCUCAGUGUCCCAGGGAGAGGGUCACUGAGGCUCAGAUAGACAGACCACGUUGAGCUGGUCCUGUGAAGGUGCCAUGGGAAUGGUGACCCACAUCCAGUGACUCCUUGUGAAGGCUUGGGUCUCUGAGUGUGGAUCUCACCUUUAAAACCUGCUUGCUGCCACUUUAGUGUUUUAGACUCAAGAUGGAAAGAGAAAAUAGUAUUUGUUUUGAGCAAAUCAGCAAGGGUCCCAUGCUGACAAGGAUCAGGCUGUCAGGGUCAGCCUCUCUCUCCAGCCAGGACUUGCUGACUGCCCUCCAUAGGCAAGCCUUGCACUUGCACUAGGCAGUGUUCACCGACUGGCCUCAACAGUGUCCAGGCAUUUCUCUUAGUGGAAGCAUGAAGUCCAGUGUGUGUGGAUGCGAGCAGUGUGAGCGAGUGGUAGGGAUGCUACUCUCGUCCCACCUAAGACACUCCCUAUCCCACACGGGUGACAGGGCUCCCGCGUGCUCAGUGUCCUCACAGUGACAGUGAUGAGCCUUUCAGUGCAUGCUGCCUGUUGUUCCUGUCUAGGCCUUGGCUGUGAUAUGCAGCAGGCAAUGUGGGUGCUCUGGGUCCUGCUUCCUGGGCCUGGCGGUGUCGGGCCUCAUGCAUGUUUCAUGUACUCUCACACACCAUGGGCUGGACUUCACAGCCCCACCCGUGGGGAUACACUCGAUGAGGAGGCACAGGCACCAUGAAGCGGCCCUGCGUGCAUGCUUGGGCACCUCUGUCAGGCCACACCCUCCUUUCUGCUCCUUUGUAGCUGCCUGUUUACAGUUCUAUCUGUGUUCUGACUCUGUUCUUCCAAGAGAAAUAAACUCUAGAGCUCAUCA